Molecule: messenger RNA, 3156 nt
Organism: Notechis scutatus (mainland tiger snake)
Lineage: Eukaryota; Metazoa; Chordata; Lepidosauria; Squamata; Elapidae
Source: RefSeq, a predicted model, not a curated record
AUGCGCAAACUUUUCGGCGAGAGUUUUCGGCGGCAGCAGCAGCAGCAACGGGCGGCCGAGCGAGGACGGGGCGUCCCGGGCGAGGACGGGGCUGGCCCUCCGCGGAGCAAAGCCACCGACCACCCGGGGGCUCCUCUGCCUCCCGACGGCGGCGGCGGCGGCGGCGGGCCGGCUCUGGAUGGGCCCUGCUGGGCCGAAGAGCGUCGGGGCGUCCCCCCGCCGCCGCCGCCCCGCAGCUGCAUCCCUUUCGCGGGGCUCCGGCCGCCUCGGGGCCCCCCAGGCCCGUCGGAGAGGCCGCCGCCGCCGCCGCCUCAGCUGUGGGAUACUUCGCAUUCCUGGCAUAGUUCGGCCUCGCCGGCCCUCCUCGCCGCCUCGCCGGCCCCCUGCCCAGCCUGGGGCGGCUGGGUGCCCCCUGAGGUCUCCAGCAGCAGCGAGGACGAGUUGAGGCCUUCGCCGGGCUUGGGCCCCGGGCCUGCCGUGAAGAGCCCCCCAAGGCCCUCCUCAGACAGUGAGGAGGAGGAGGAGGAGGAGGAGGAGGCCCGGGCGGUGCCCCACAGACGCUCCCUUCGGAGGAAGAAGAGGGAAACUGAGGCCCAGGAGGAGGCCAGGGUGGUGGCUGGCAUGGAAUGGCACCUCAAGGCCCAGCUGGACCUUUCUGGGGGUCUCCUGCCCCCCCAGGAGGAGGAGAGGACGACCCCAGCUCCAGACGCCAAAGGGGCUUCUCAGGCUGAGGGACCCAGACCGUAUUUGGGGGUCCCCCCUGAGGGCAGCAGGCCCUUCCUGGGCACCCCCACCCCACUUUCCUUGGGGCCUCCCCUGCCUCUGGUGUCCCGGGUCUCCAAGGUCAGCAUCCCCCCCUUUGCCUCCAGCCCAGCCGGCUCCCGAAACAGCAGCAGAUACUCCAGCACGGAGACCUUGAAAGAGGACGAGCAGCCCGGGGUCUCUUGGACCGGGCCGAGCAAGCCGGCUCUCGGCUUGGGCCGGCCCGCCACUUUCAGCCCAAGCGACAGCCCUGCCAGGUUGCAGGCCCCCGUCCUCCGUGCCCGGCCCAAGCUGCCAUUGGGGUUGGGGAGGUCCAGGCAGGAGUUGUCCUCUUUUGAGAGUUUGCUGCCUUGCGCCUUUGAACCGGCGGCCAGAUCCAAGCACCAAAAGAAGUCCAUGUCCAACCCGGACAUUGCCAGCGAGACCUUGGCCCUCCUCAGUUUCCUGAAAUCGGACCUGUCGGAGCUGAAGGCCAAGAAAAGGGCCAGCAGGUUGAGUGACCAAGAAGACGUGGCCUUUGGCGGCGAGAGUGUCAGCCGAUAUGAACCCUGUCUCCAAGGAGGAACCGAGCACCCGUCGGUGGGCAGAACUCAAGGUGAGGUUCCACCACCAAACCAUUGGGUCUUGGGCCAACGUCCCACCCUGAAGGACCUCACGGCGACCCUGAGGCGGGCCAAAUCCUUCACUUGCUCGGACAAGCCGGCCUCCCGCCGCCUUUGCCUGCAGAACGCCAUGAAAUCCAGCUCUUCGGAGCUUUUGCUGGCCACUCGCUUCGACCACAAUGGUGUGGUUUCCGACAGGCGAGACAGGGAAGAGGAGGUGCUCCCUGUAAUCAUUCAGGAUCAGUACAUCCAAGAAGCCAGGCAAGUGUUUGAGAAGAUAAGUAAGAUGGGCUCAGAACACGGCUAUAAUUUUGCUUCAGAGCCCAAGGAAAGGGGGAAGGACGGGACGGAGGAGGGAGAGGAGAAAGAAGAAAGCUGCAGUCAGUGCUUGGAGGAAGCUGGUCCUAAAGGACACUUGCCCUGCAGGAAAUCUUUAGAAGAAGGUCCUGAAUCCAGUAUGACCGAUGAAGGAAUUGUGACCGAGCCAGAGACACCUCCGGCCUACAGUUACCUGGAUCCUUCCGUGGCCGCGUGGAAGUUGGCUAACCGAAGAGGAACUGAGGCCGCUUCUCUUGAGAGGAAGGAGACGCUUCUCCCAAACCAUUUCACCAAAGGGAACGACGACGUGGCCGUCGUGGACGAGGGGCUCCCCAAUCAUAAGACGGCAUCCCAGGGUUUGUCGGAGACACCCCUGACUCCCAGCGCCCUUCGGCGACGGAGGAAGUUCCCGUCCUUAGGAAACAACGGUUCCGAAUCCAGCAACGGGAGCAGCGGGGAAUCCAGCGUUGAUUCCUACCGGUCUCUUAGCGACCCCAUGCCCCACAGAAGGUGCUCCAUCACAGAGGAGGCCAAGAACUUCUCCGUGGAUAGCAACCUCCUGGGGUCGCUGAAUUCAAAGCCCGGAAUCUUAGACGCUUCUGCCGUGGCCUUGUCGGAUUGCACGGGGAGCGCCGCAAGCGACCUCUCGGUCUGCAGCAAUGGCCUGAAGGAUUACAGCACCGUGAUCCAGAACAUCGUCAGCCAGCCCGGUGCCAUGGACAAGGUGAUUGACGAGAAGGGCAACGGGAAGCCCAUCAAGAAGAAGUCCUUCAGUGACCCCAGCCGCCGCGGCGAGCAUGCCAACCCAGGCUUCAUGGGUGCCGGAGAACCCAUCAACGAGAUGGAGCAGAACAUCCUGCCGUCCAGCAGCGAGCCCAUCCUUUCGGGCCAGUCGGCGGAGCAGGACGCGCGCAGGUUGUCCUCCCAGUCGGAGCAGGCUCUGCCGAUGGCGCCGGAAGCCCACGAGGUCCCUCAAAACUUCAGCUUCGAUCCCAAGCUGGCGGAGGUCUUGUCGCCGAGGAUAGUCCGGCGAAGUUCCAAGAAGCGCAGCGACCGAGCGAAUCACCAGGAAGGCAGGAAGGACGAGACGGCGCUGUCUCCCACCGUGCCCACCACGCUGGGCAGGGCAAGGCCCGCCUCCAAGCACGUGCGCCACACCAGCGAGCCUGCCACCUUCCUUCCCAUCUCCAGUGCCCACCUGCCCGCUUCGCUCUGUCAGAAUGCCCACCCUGCCAUCCAGGGGCUUCCGCACCUGCCCACCAAAACUUCAGCAUCUCUUCCAGCCCCGUCCUUGGAGGAUGUGACCAAGCACUACAUGUUGACUCUCAGUUCGGGGGAACCCCUGCCCAACAACACUGCGGAUACCCCCAGAUCGUCGCCUUCCACGCCAACCACGACGGAACCCAAACUCCCCAGAUGUCCCAAACACCAUGGAGAUGUGAACGCCGGCAGCCCCAGGGCCAAGCCACAAGUG